AUGAACUCAUUCACUCAAACAGUGGCGGCAGCCGUCCCACAAGCACCAUUAACAGCCGGUAUUAUGCAUAACAACGAUACAAGCAAUAACCUCAUCAACAGCAACAAGAAUAAUAAUAACAACAACAACAAGAAUAUUCCAAGCGCACAAGGUAUGAUCACUCCAGUUUCUUCAGAUAUCGAUGCCACAAACGAUACACCACAGAAUGCAAUGGAUUUUAUUAGAAAUUAUCGUCCUGACCCUAAACUAGAAGAAUUAUACAGAGAUUUUAUUCGCACACAAGGUAUAGAGGCCUUUCUACGAACCAAAAUCAACAAAUCUAUGUCAAAGAAGGAAAUUAGUGUAUUAAUCAUGAAUCUAGGGUACCCUAAAAAGGCACUUGAAGAUUACAAUAUCUUGACUUUGAAAGAACUUGCAAAGUUGUUAUUAAAAUUAAUUUUAGAAGACAAAACAUUAAGACCGGACCAUGAGAAUAAUCUUGAGGGUGAGAAUGAUGAUGACGAUGAUGAUGACGUAGAUGAUGACGGAGAUUCCUCCAUGUCGGAAUCUGAAACUUCUUAUGAAAAAGAAACUGAAAGACGUCCUGGAUCUUUCAAACAGCCUUUAGUGCCACCAUUUAAAUAUCUUUUACCAGAUUUCAUUACUGGGUUGACCAUGGCAAAGAAAAUCGUGGUUAUUACUGGUGCAGGUAUAUCUACCUCUUUGGGGAUUCCAGAUUUCCGUUCAUUCCAAGGUUUGUAUACACAAUUAUCCAAGUUACAAUUAAGUGAUCCUCAAAAAGUGUUUGAUAUGGAAACAUUCAAGAAAGAUCCACUGUUGUUUUAUACAAUUGCUCAUAUGGUUUUACCUCCUGAAGGUAAGUUUGCGUUAUUCCACUCUUUCCUUAAAUUGCUUGAAGAUAAAAACAAAUUACUCAGAAAUUACACGCAAAAUAUAGAUAACUUGGAACAACGUGCUGGGAUUAGUCCUGAGAAAUUAAUUCAAUGUCAUGGUAGUUUCUCUCAUGCUAAGUGUAUCACCUGUGGUGCAAUAUUCAAAGGAGAAAAGAUUUUUAAUCAUAUUAAGAAAUUACAAGUGCCAAGAUGUUCUAAAUGUUGGGAAGAUGUUCAAGAAGCUGAAUUAAUUUAUGGGGUUAUUAAACCUACUAUUACCUUCUUUGGUGAGGAUUUACCAGAAAGAUUUCACCGUCUUCAUUCAAAGGAUUUGAAAAAUGCAGAUAUGGUUAUUGUUAGUGGUACAUCACUUAAUGUCAACCCUGUAGCUGGUCUUGUGGAAAAAGUCCCUAGCCAUGUUCCAAAAAUUCUUAUUAAUAAAGACCAGAUCGAUGAUAUGGGAUCAUUAUUUAAUCUUAGAUUAAUUGGUUUAUGUGAUGAAGUGGUUGCAUGGAUUUCAAAGUGUCUUGGUCUGGAUUGGAAUAUUCCUCAUGCAGAUUAUGAUCCAAAUGGUAGCUUUAGGGUGCAAACGUUGAAUGCCAACACAUAUGAGAUAAAAAAAGUGUAA
This is a messenger RNA of Candida tropicalis MYA-3404, 1500 nucleotides long. RefSeq names its product Sir2p (gene SIR2). Lineage: Eukaryota; Fungi; Ascomycota; Pichiomycetes; Serinales; Debaryomycetaceae. The coding region runs from base 1 to 1500 and encodes 499 amino acids. Gene Ontology annotation, molecular function: NAD+ binding. The record is from RefSeq and is a predicted model, not a curated record. The transcript has a single exon.